AUGGCGAUUCAGACUAUCCUGGUAAUCAACAGGUCCGGUGGACUAGUAUACCAGCGUGACUUCCUGCCGUCAGCAGCGAAAUUGACCAGUAAUGAGUACCUUAUUCUAGCAGGAACGCUGCAGGGUGUCGUGGCUAUUGCCAGUCAGAUCGCUCCUAAAUCGCUGCAAAUUUCGGCCAAACAAGGCGCAAAAACCGGCUCUGAACUGGGCGAUGCCACUCAGACAGUACCAUAUGUCGGCAGUCUGGGCUCCUCGGCAGCCUCAGCCGCCGACUUGGGCAGUUUUUUGGGUCCCGACUUCUUCAACGAGUCAUUCACCAGUUGGAACACCAAGGGUCUGAAACACGUGACUACUGAUCAAAACUCACUAUUCCUGUAUCAAACGCUGACCGGGCUCAAGUUUGUUGCUGUUAGCACCCAAAAUACGACCAAUGCAAUGGCCGUGUCUAUCGCCGAGAAUCUGCUCCGCAAGGCUUACUGUUUGUACGCUGACUACGUUAUGAAAAACCCGUUCUACGAGCCCGAAAUGCCGAUACGAUGUGAGCUCUUUGAUAAGAAAUUGGGUGAAUUGGUGGCGCAACUCUAA
Molecule: messenger RNA, 585 nt
Organism: Lachancea nothofagi CBS 11611
Lineage: Eukaryota; Fungi; Ascomycota; Saccharomycetes; Saccharomycetales; Saccharomycetaceae
Source: the annotation of a GenBank genome assembly